AUGGAAGACACCGCAAAGAAAACACAGGAAAAGCUCAAAAGGAUGUUUGAAGGCAAGUAUUUAUCAAACAAACGCUUCAUGAAGAAAGAGCUCCGAAAUCUUCGGAUGAAGGAGAGUGGAAAUCUCAUGGAGCAUCUUAGCACCUGUAAUAGGAGUAUUGCGGACUUGCAAAAGGUGAACGUGGUUUAUAGCACGGAUGAUGAGGCAUUGAUGUUGUUGGCAUCUUUGCCUCUGUCAUAUGAACACUUCGGGACGAUGCUGAUGAUCAAAAAGAGUACUCUAAAUUUUGAGGAAGUGGUGCAAGACAUGACGCAUCACAAGUUGACUCAAAGUUCUGGAGAUAGCUCUCAAGGUGCUUGUAUAUUAACAUGGACGGGAGAGCGAAGCCGUUCAAGCAAGCGAAAAGGCAAGAAAAGCAAUGGAAGGAAUCCUAAAUUCAAUGACAAUGAAGGGUGCUUCAAGUGUUAG
Prunus armeniaca (apricot) is the source of this 468-nucleotide messenger RNA. The record is from the annotation of a GenBank genome assembly. NCBI's taxonomy places the organism in Eukaryota, Viridiplantae, Streptophyta, Magnoliopsida, Rosales, Rosaceae.